AUGACCACAGAAGAGAAUAAUCAUCCAAAAUCCUCUGUAACUGUCUCUGGAAGCCUCCAGGGCAACGCGGUGGGAUCCCCAGACGCAAGCAGCUUACCGCAACCCACGGGACUCCCCUCCAGCCUCACCCACGGGUCGCUGCCGGCCGCCGCUAGCCCUGCCGAGACGCUCCCCCCGCGCGGGGCCGUCCUGCCCGCAUCAGCCCCCUUCCCCCGCCGCCUCGCCUUGCCGGCCCCGCCGCCCCUUAUCCCCCCCCCCGGCCACUCACCGCCCGCCGGGCGCCCGAGCUGGCUGCGGCGUGCGGCCCGGGGGCGGGCCAGCGCGGAGACCGGCGGCGGGGCUGGGGCUGGCUCCGGCUCCGCCUGCCGCCCUGGCCCCGCCGCGGGGCUGCUCGCAAAGGGCGGGCGCAGGCGAGCGGGAAACGGGGGCGGCCCCUUCCCUCGCCCCCCUCCCCUCCCCACAGCCCCCGGGCCGCCCACCUGGCCGGGCGGCGGCCGGAAAGAGGCCCCGCUCCCCGCCCGCCGGGCAGCGUCCCCACCCGGGGGGCCUGUCUCCGGCAGCGGCCGAGCCCCGGCGCUCGGCAGCGGCUCAGCCCAGCCUCUCUCUCCCCCGGCGCCGGCCGUCCCGAGCCCCGGCCGCCUGCCUGCGGCAUCCAUGCGCCUCGGAAAGCCGCCCGCAAACCGGGCGGCGGCGGCUCUGCUUCUGCCAGGCUCACCCCCAUCGGAGGCUUGUAAGAGGCAGGCUGCCAUCCCUCUUGGAAGUGCGAUUAAUUCCUUGAAUGCUUUCACCGAGGACCACGCUGAUGUAUCGGAAUAG
This is a messenger RNA of Apus apus (common swift), 816 nucleotides long. RefSeq names its product translation initiation factor IF-2-like. The record is from RefSeq and is a predicted model, not a curated record. Bases 1 to 816 code for a protein of 271 amino acids. NCBI's taxonomy places the organism in Eukaryota, Metazoa, Chordata, Aves, Apodiformes, Apodidae. The transcript has 3 exons.